CCUGCUUGGCCAGACUUUCGCUUUCGCCGCCUCCACGCGCCACUCAGGUGGCCCCGCGAUCACCGUUUGCGCAGGGGUCCAAUUGACCGCACGCCCCAGACCUGGGUCCUGGAGCACCGCGUCCCCAAUGGCCGGCGACCCCUGGCGGAGGGAGGAAGGGAAGGUCCCCGGCGACAGCAGACCCACGGCGGAGGCCAGGGGUCCCCUGCGCCUCCGCGACUGGCUGGUGGCGCAGAUCGAGAGCGGGCGCUACGCGGGGUUGCGCUGGGAGGACGAGGGCAAGACUCUCUUCCGCAUCCCCUGGAAGCACGCAGCCAAGCAGGGUUACCAGGCGCAGCAGGACGCGGCGCUGUUCAGGGCCUGGGCCAUAUACAAGGGCAAGCACCUGGAGGGCACUGACAAGGAGGACCCCUCCACUUGGAAGACUCGGCUUCGAUGCGCUCUCAACAAGAGUGCCGACUUCUGCGAGGUGCGCGAGCGCAGCCAGCUGGACAUCUCCAACCCCUACAAGGUCUACCGGAUCUCAUCCGACGGUGCCCAUGGCCCAGUUGCCAGGGCUUGUUCUUCCUCUGCAGAGAAGGGCACUCCCCAGAGCCAGCGGGAGCCCCCUCGAGAAGUGACGGAGCCAGCCUGCAAGACAGACCUGGUUGGCUCCGGAUCCGCCACAGAGGAUGAAGACAAGGAGCAGCCCCUCAGGCUGGCCCAGCAGGGCUCAUCACCACCAGCUGCCCUGCUCCCAGGCCCUUUGGCUGAUCACAGAUACCAGGCACAGAUCCCCAUACACACCUGGAGUCCUGUGCCCUCUGAGGCCUUCAGCAACCCAGAUUGCUGGCUGCACGUGCGACUAUUCUACGGCGCGGAGCUGGUGCGUGAAGCCACCGCGCGCGCCGCGGAGGGCUGCCGACUGAGCCCGCGGGCAGCGGUCGCCUCUGCCGCCGAGCGCCUGCUGGGGCCGCCUCCGCGCAUCGCGCAGGUUCGUUUCCCGGAGCCGCCGCCCGGGGCCCGCGUGCUGCGGCGCCUGCUGCCGCACCUGGAGCGCGGCGUGCUGCUGUGGGUGGCGCCCGAGGGCGUGUUCGCCAAGCGCCUGUGCCAGGGCCGCGUGUACUGGCGCGGCCCGCUUGCCCCGCACCGCGAGCAGCCCAACAAACUGGAGCGCGAGCGCACCUGCCAGCUGCUCGACACGCGCCGCUUCCUCGCCGCCCCUACAGUCUCAGCGCCCGUAGAAUUGCGGGCCCACCUGCAGGAUGGUCGCCCGGAGCCUGAGUACCAGAUCCGACUGUGCUUUGGUGAGGAGUACCCAGGUCCCCCGGACCAGCCCCAGGAGCGGCUCAUCAUGGCCCACGUGGAGCCCGUCUUUGCCAGAGAGCUCCUGCUACACUCGAGGCACCACAGCCACAGAGCCCUGGCGGCUGGUCCCUAGCCCACAAAUCUCUGAUGGCAUCACUCCCUUGAUGACGCAGCGGAGUCAGCCCUAAGCAGCCACUUUCUCCUGUUGUACCCUCUAAAGACAGCCCCCCACAUGGCAUGGGCGCACCCCAGCUCUGCACAAACUGAGCCAGUGGACUUGGGGCCUCCCCCCACCCACUGCCCACAUGGGUUGGGAUCAGGGAAGCUGAUCGUGGCCUUCAACCUCUGAGCCGAGGAGAUGCAGCCCUGGAACGUGGUUCAUGGAUUGCCGGGCCGAAGCUGGGUCUGGGGAGUCAGGCAGAAACUGAACUCAGUCUUGAGAUUCCUGAAAUGGAAAUUAGGGCAGAAGAAACAAGACUUCAUCUGUUUAUUGAGAACCCAACAUGCCUACAGUGGUUUAUCUAAAGCAGAGCUUACCUGUGAUUAUAAGCUUUGCUUAAAACCGAAUUUACCAAUAAGUAGAUCCUCCGAGUUGUUUAGAGUGGGACCUCUGAGGGGCUCUGAGUUUCCUGGUCCUUCCUCCUACCUGCCACUUGGGGCGUCUGGUGCCCCAUCUCUCUCCUUUCUGAGUGUGUGUGGGCAGAGGAGAUCCCCCUAACAGAGGACUCCGCCUGAACCCGGGACUUGGGAUGCUAACCACUGAACCACCAGCACCGGUAGACACUUUCUUUGGAGAAACUGAGGCAGGCCCCCAAACAGAGCCCUAAGGCAGAAGCCAAAGUGGAGACCAGGAGUCCAGCCCCUCCCCAAGCCCCUUCAAACUCUGCAAACUGUACAUUGUAGGAAAUUCUAGAGGAUUGGGGGGGAGCCCCUCGGCCAUGAAGGCAGCUGACCCCGCCUUCUCAGUCAGUCACUGCUUUCCGCCCCAGAUGUCAGACCAUUUUCCCUUUUCUGGUUUCUGGCUUCUUAGGGCUCCUUUUACAGAUGGCAACACAAGACAUCUUUCUCAGUGAUACAUUAA
Phyllostomus discolor (pale spear-nosed bat) is the source of this 2368-nucleotide messenger RNA. Its product is annotated as interferon regulatory factor 4-like. Gene Ontology annotation, cellular component: nucleus. The coding region runs from base 128 to 1420 and encodes 430 amino acids. Gene Ontology annotation, biological process: immune system process; regulation of transcription by RNA polymerase II. The record is from RefSeq and is a predicted model, not a curated record. Lineage: Eukaryota; Metazoa; Chordata; Mammalia; Chiroptera; Phyllostomidae. Gene Ontology annotation, molecular function: RNA polymerase II cis-regulatory region sequence-specific DNA binding; DNA-binding transcription factor activity, RNA polymerase II-specific; protein binding. The transcript is spliced from 8 exons.